AUGGAGAACAGUCUACAAUUAACGGACUUGGCUGACGAUUUCAAUCAGGUAUCAGAGCAGGACCCGUAUUCCACCCCGAGACCACCCAUCGACCAGUCACGAAGCCUCCCGGAAGCCCUCCACAAAGCUGAGAUCGAGGCCUACAAAGACAUUCGAGGAUAUCUUUCGAAUUGGCAGGCGAAUAAUCCAAACCACUUGGAUCCUAUACUGGAGCCGAACCAUGGGGAGGAUGUUGGUCCGAUGAUGGGCUCCAUGCCUAACGGUCGAGAUAAUUAUGGCGAUUCCGUGUGGAAUGAUCCGGGCCUCUCGAAAGAGGAUGACAUAGAUACUUCGGAGGAGUUUCAUGGCGAUCACCUUGAGCCUGGUGAUAUGGUGGCUGAGUUACUGGGGGAUGGGACCUUUAAAUGGGCAAUCUAUGUGCGGUCCGUUCAGAGACAAGCGCAGUUCUACGUAAACCGCGGGAAUUGGCGUCUCUGCAAAACUCGCGAAUUGGACUAUGUGAUCAAGAACUUUGCUCCUGUCGAGCUACUGGAACCGAUCAAGCCUUAUUUCCCUACAACCACGCCCAUGAUCAAUCACGAGAUCCAGUUCGUACCAGAGGGGGGCGUUCCACGGCCACUGGGUGCUCCUCUCCUGGAUAUGAUGAACAAUUUUCAAGGUCAUAUUCUGGACUUUUACCGGGCUCACUCAGCGAAGCUGGAUAAUCUGCAUGAGCUGGUCGCCGAUGAUACCGAAUUCCGUCGCUUGAGCAUUGAAGAAUUGACUAUGAAAGUCCUGGGUAUCGAAGAGUCCGAACUGAACAGUGUCAACCUUUUCGCUGUUCACCAGGCUACUCGAAACCACCCGUUCCUGAUUGAGAAGGACUCUACCUCACUGUUUAGUUUCACGUACCUUGUGCAACCGAAACGGAUUGCCAAAGUGGUUGAUCAAGUCACCACUUGGGCUCAUGAGCACCAGGAAUAUCUUACUCGUUUCGCUAUGGGCAAGAGCCACCAGGCCUUUCUAGAUCAUAAAGCUACAACCUCCACGGGAAUGACGAUGGACAAAUUCCCACAGCAUCCAAUCCAGCGAUUUACUCAAAAGGCACAGCGCCUGAUUCGCCUCAGCCGAAAGGUGCGGUCACCUACAAUCAUGUCCAGUGUGGGUCCAUCAUUGCAACAGUUUGUACCUGGUCAAGAUAGCAAAGCAAUGUCUUACCGCGAGGUUUUGACCGAACAAUUUGAUCAGAAUGACCAGAUGAUCAUCGAAUAUCUCCAAUUGUAUGCGACUCCAUCAGUGAUCAUGCCAUCGGGUACUUUGAAGUCGACGGCCUCGCAUAUCAUGCGGGUAACGGGCAUGUACAACACCCUCGGCCUCAGCGAGUCUUCCACUCGUAUGUUCCUACAGGAGCUGGGUGUCAUCUCCCCGUGGGAGAAUUUGAGUCUGCUGGAUCAGAACUUGACGUUACCAGGACAUGGGGUGUCUCUCCUCGAAGACAUGCGCUGGGAGGAAAUUGAAGAAUCUUGGAAGAAAGUCGAUUCAUUAGUCGAUUCUAUGCAACACCUCCGAAAAGACUGGGGAGAUUUGCCGGUUUACUGUAUUGACGAUGUCACUGCACAGGAAAUCGACGAUGCAGUUUCUCUGGAGCGCAUUCCUGGAUCAAACGACGAAUUCUGGGUGCAUAUUCAUGUCGCUAAUCCAACGGCUUUCUUGGAGUAUAAUGAUCCUACCAUCGAGUACGCUGCCUCGCGAUUGGCGACACUGUAUGCUCCUGAGCGUACAUACCCUAUUUUCCCGGAAGCUCUUACCCAGGGGCACUUCAGUCUUGCACCGGGCCGACCGACCUUAACAUUUAGUGCGAAGAUGAAUCUUGAUGGAGAGGUCCUAGACAUCGAGGUGGCAAACGGAAUUGUGCACAAUGUCAUCAGUGUCACGCAUAGCACCUUGCGGAAAUACCUCAAUCCCGACGCCCAUGAGUCUCAAGAAAAUCUCACUGUUGGCAAUUUCGUCGAUAUGCCGUUGCCCAAAGGCAAGAAAUUCCGCGAGACACUCACAGCCGAAGAUAAAGACACAUUUACCAUUCUGCGCAAAUUGAUGCUCGGCUUCCGCACCCAGCGUCAGAAGAACGGUGCCAUGGACAUGCAAUCUAUGCGCCCUAACAUGUCUCUCACCAUCCAAGCAGGCACAGCCCCACUCAAGCCCUACGAGAUGCAAGUCACAGAAGGAAGAUACUACAUUGGCGACCCAGCCAUCCGAAUGCGCAUGCAGGAUUUCAACCCACACGAGGUCCGUGACGAGUCAAAGAACUACCUCGUCUCAAUGCUGAUGAACCUGGCUGGCCAUAUUGCCGGCCAAUUCUGCGCUACUCGCAAUAUUCCUGCUGUCUACGACGGUACCUGGUAUGACCCGGAGAACGGACGCGUCACCCCAGAGAAUAUGAAGCAGUUUGGUGGCCAGAAGUUCUUGGAUCUGGCUAUGCCAAAGGCAUUCUCUUCUUCUGAGCCCGUGCAUCAUCAUAUGCUUGGGCUGGAUGCGUAUGUCAAGAGCACAAGUCCGUUGCGCCGAUUCACGGACGUGAUUGCUCAUUAUCAGAUUGAGGCUGCAUUACGAUUUGAAGCCGAACAUGGUCGGCUAUUUGACGGUAUCGCUGAUAUGCCUGACCCUGAGAUUGAAGAGCAGGCUCAGAAUGAGGAUCAGGCUUCGUCCGCCGAAGCUGAAGUUGAAGUUGAAACUGAAACAACGCAGAAAUCUGAACCUGAACCCGAACCCGAACUUGAAUCUUCACUCCAACCUCUGCCAUACACAAAAUCCGAUCUAGACUCCCACAUCCUCCACUCAAUCCCGACCCGCACCCGCCUCCGCGAGGUCUCUGCAUACUCGUCCCAACACUGGGCCUGCAUGCUCCUCUUCCGCGCGUUCUACUUCGGAGGGUGUGAGCUACCAGCUACAUUCCCCGUCGUGCUACGCAUGCGGCGCGUUCUUCCCGAGCGUGAUGGAACAGUGUAUUCUGGCAUUAUUGCUAAUCUGGGUGUUACCUGCUCUAUCACUCUUCCGGAUGAUUGUGCCGGUCGGGAGCGGAUGGAUAUCUUUGGCAUUGUGGAUGCGAAGAUUGUUGCUGUUGAUAUGGCUAGGUUGGAGGUUCGCAUGGAGGCUUUGAGCCUGAUCAGGGAGUAUGAGAGAGUUGGGGAGUGGGCUUAG
Penicillium longicatenatum is the source of this 3177-nucleotide messenger RNA. RefSeq names its product exoribonuclease II. The coding region runs from base 1 to 3177 and encodes 1058 amino acids. Gene Ontology annotation, molecular function: RNA binding; 3'-5'-RNA exonuclease activity. Gene Ontology annotation, biological process: mRNA catabolic process. The transcript has a single exon. The record is from RefSeq and is a predicted model, not a curated record. NCBI's taxonomy places the organism in Eukaryota, Fungi, Ascomycota, Eurotiomycetes, Eurotiales, Aspergillaceae. Gene Ontology annotation, cellular component: P-body; exosome (RNase complex).